UCCUCGUUCGUUCUCUCUCUCGAACGCGACGGGGUGUGCAUCUGCUUCUGUAACACCGGAGGGUUUUAUCCACGCAAUUAGGCGGACCGGUGGAGCAUGGAAUCCUGCGACGCUGCUCUCCCGUACACGCUGAUCGGGCUCGUCCUCCGGCAGCCGUCGCCGCCCCAUCGCGGCGCGGCCUCCUGCCCCAGCCGCUUUCUUCGGGACUACGCCUCCAGGGCCACCAACACCCUCCUCUGGAUAUGCCUCAUCUCCGUCACCUCCCUCCUCUGCCGCAGGCUCGCUAGGCUGGUGCGGCUAUGGGUCCAGGGCAGCCGGAUCCCCGGUCCGCCCUCCAACCCCUUCCUCGGCCGUUCCAAGCUGAUCCCCGGGUGUGGUUCCCUGGGGAGUCUCACCGGCUAUCUUGCUGAGUUGCAUGAGAAAUAUGGACCAAUUGUCAGACUGUGAGAGCAAAUAUUAUUCCUUCUGAGAUUGUUGAAUGUGUCAUGGGCAGAGUUGACACUAUUAUGGCUAAAGGGACCCUUGAUUGUGGAUUGGUUUCUCAACAGUUGGCAUUUUACAUCCUUGGGAGCACACUCUUUGGAGAUGCAUUUUUGGAUUGGCCUAAAGCUAGCAUUUAUGAGAAGCUCCUAAUAACAAUUUCUAAAGAUGGUUGCUUCUGGGCCUCUUAUACAAUCCCUCCUUUCUGGAGUAGAGAAUACUGGAAGUACAAGCACAUGUGCAAGAGGUUAAAACACUUAACCGAAGACAUUAUUCAGCAUUGUGUGGAAAAAUAUGACUUGUUAAGCAAAAUUGGUCACAGUUCUUACAAAGAUAACAAGGAUAUUGAAGAUGAAGCCAGGUUCAAUGAUUCUAUUCUGCUUGAUAAUAUGCCUUCAGGUGUUCUCCUCCAGGAAGAGAUGGCAGAGUAUCUCACUUCCAAAGAAGAACUAUGUGGGAACAUAUUGGGCCUGAUGUUUCAUGGAUGUCUAGCUACUUCUAGCUUGAUUAGUAGCAUUCUGACAAGGCUUGCUUUACAUCCUGAAUUGCAGCAGAAGUUAUAUGCAGAGAUCAUUGCAGUUCAGGAGAAAACCUGCAAGUUGGACUCUGAUGAUGUACAAAAGAUGAAUUUACUUAUGGCUACAGUCUACGAAUCAGCUCGGUUAUUGCCAGCUGGACCUUUGCUUCAAAGAUGCUCUCUUGAACAUGAUAUUUAUCUUUGUUCUGGCGUAAAUGUACCAGCAGGAGCAAUUAUGGUUGUUCCUUUACAGUUGGUGCAGAUGGAUAGCUAUAUCUGGGGCAAGGAUGCAGGUCGUUUUAAUCCAUUGCGCUUCUUGUCGGAGGCCACAGACCAUAUAGAUAAAAUUACAGCCAGGUUCGGAGAAUGAUCCAAAACCAAUAAUGAGCGACUGCCUCCUUCAGCAGCUUCUAUCGAGCCCGGAGGUUGUGUUUACGAAAAGAAGCAAGCGAAAGACAUGGAAAAGUAAAGGUUCCUCAUGAGCCUUUCUUACUGUCAUAUUACCAAGGUUAUGAACUCAGGAAGACCAACGAAGAUCAAGUUUUUAGCCCCUCCGCAGUUUUUGACAGCUCCGGUGGCUACUACUAUCAUGUGGAAGCACUUGGGGAGCUGUUGACUCCGGAUGGUACACAAUCAUGUGCAGUUGUUUGGUGUCUUAUUUUUCCUCCGAAAGGAGUCAGUUGUAGCAUUGUGGUAAUUGACUGUUGAUCACAGACACAUUAUAUGUACUAAAUGGCAAGACAAGCGGGGCGUAUCAUUACACCCUAAUAAACAUCAUGUGAUUUCAUUUGUGA
Musa acuminata subsp. malaccensis (wild Malaysian banana) is the source of this 1791-nucleotide messenger RNA. The record is from RefSeq and is a predicted model, not a curated record. NCBI's taxonomy places the organism in Eukaryota, Viridiplantae, Streptophyta, Magnoliopsida, Zingiberales, Musaceae.